This is a messenger RNA of Pseudopodoces humilis (Tibetan ground-tit), 1728 nucleotides long. The record is from RefSeq and is a predicted model, not a curated record. NCBI's taxonomy places the organism in Eukaryota, Metazoa, Chordata, Aves, Passeriformes, Paridae.
GGAAAAUACCCCUGCUCCCUCCACGUAUUGGCGUUUCGGCUGCAGAUAGUAUCUUCCGUGCGUAAUAACUUCCACAGUGUGAGGGAACCUUGUCGGCACGGCGUGAGUGUGUCCACCUUUAAUCAGCGUUCCGGCAGGAGAGAGGCUUCCCACCCCUGUGCAUGGGUUGGUGUGCCGCUGCUGCCGCUCGGCAAUGGUUUGCUCUCUCCGCAGCUCAGCCAGCAGUGCAUCAGAUUGUUUGGGAAGUCUCAGGGGCUGCCGAGUACCUGGAUAAAGUUCUUGGAAAGGCGUCAUUGCGAGAAGACUGACAGUGCACACAAGAAUCACAGCUACAGCCAGUCACCGAUUCGUUUCCUGCUUGAGUGCCAUAAAACAUUUUCAGAAAUGGAAGGAGAUAAAGGCCAGAGUGCUAAAGCUACCAGUGCAGUGGGUGACCUGAGGAAAAGUUGGCAGACCUGGGCAGAGGAUCACAUUGAGUAUCAGAGGAAGAAUCCGUUCAGCAGCGACGGCAGGCUUGCGUCUAAACCUGCACAUUCUCACAGAGGAGACCCUGCCUAUGGGAGACCCCCUGAAGGGUCUCGGACAGAGCAGAGAGGGAAAGAUGCUCACUCACACGUGGGGAAGGAAGUAGAAGAGCUGUGCUUGAUCAUCAGAAGAACUGGAGAGGUGGGAGAAGAUGGACACGUGAGUGUGACAUUCGGGCAGCUGUUUGAAACAUAUGUGACUAUUUCCAAUAAAGUAGUGGGAAUAUUGUUAAGAGCCAGAAAACACGGUCUGGUUCAUUUUGAAGGUGAAAUGCUUUGGCAAGGAAAAGAUGAUGAUGUGGUCAUCACCUUACUACAGUAAGGCUUUGUCCUGGAAUGAACUUUGCUGCAUGGUUCCAUUUAGAAAAAUGCAUCUAGAUACCAUCUUCACAGGUUUUGGUUACAGAAUUUCAGCUCAGCUACCUACUGGGACACAAGCAGGAGAGGAAAUGGGCGAGAAGGAUAAAGCAUGUUUUUGUAAAAACAGUAGAGAUUUGGACAGAAAUCGCAGAUUAUGAGCUACUCCAUCACACUGACUUUGGAUGUCCUUACCAUCUACUACUACCAAGUAUAUGAGUGCUCUUCAAAUAACUCUGCUGGCCUACUGCUUUUAGGUUACUGAAAGUAUAAAUUACAAACUUGCUAUCCUACAACACUAAUUCCUGCAGGUUGUGAAAUACUGACUGCAUGGGAGAAUGGAUUUGUAAAAUGUGGAAUUGAAAACUCUUGUGGGAAUUCAUACACUUCUUCAAAGCAAAAGUUUAGGUUCAAUCUCACAUGGUUAAACUGAAUAAAUGGAAGUUAUUUUCAUGAAGGAGAUGGAAAUUCACAAACUUGCAAAAAUACCACAGCAAGGAUACUUGAUGGUUCCUAAAUUAGUCGCAUGUUGCUUGGAUUUUGGGCAGUUGCAUUAGUUCUGGUAUUUAAUAGUCUAAUCUUACAGUUAUGUCUUCUCCACACCUUCUGUGUCUCUUGCUCUUUUUGUUUCCUAUCUCACACCAUUUUUACUUUUUCUGUUCUUCUAAUGCUUGAGAAGAAGUCCACAAAGCUCUGAAGCCUUUUUGGGCGAAUUCAGCAAUACCCCUUCAUAGAAGGUAGAGUACCACUGUGUAAAGAUGCAAAAGUCAACAGAAACUCUGUAUUGGAGCACCUGCACUUUCCUAAAGAAAUAAAAGGCUUUUCUUUCAUCAAAAUAUAGCAAUGU